UGCUGGUAGAUAUUGUAGAAAUGGAGAUUUAAUGCCAUUAUCCCAGUAAUCAUUUAGAUUUUGUUCACUAUAGAUUUGGCCAUUAUUUUCAGUUUGCCUUGUAUCAGAGGAAUUGGUUGUUCAAUAGUGGACAGUUUAGAGUUUUUUCAGUUUAAGAGUUACCUAAACCUUUAUUGGCCUUGAUUAGGAGGCAUAGUUUUGUAAGAUGACGAACAUCCCUAGGCUCAUUAUGCUCGAGUCUCUUCUAGUUGUAGCACUGUUAUGGUUCACUGCUAGUUUUCAGCUGGUUGAAAGUGACAGCCAAGAUGGAUGGAACUAUGCUCAUGCAACUUUCUAUGGAGUUUCAGAUGCUUCAGGCACAAUGGCUGGUGCUUGUGGAUAUGGGAAUUUGUAUGCACAAGGAUAUGGUCUGACUACAGCUGCAUUGAGUACUGCUCUGUUCAACAAUGGUGAGGCUUGUGGAGCAUGUUUUGAGCUGAGGUGUGUGGAUGACCCACAAUGGUGUCUUCCAGGGAGCCCUUCUGUGGUUGUCACAGCCACCAACUUCUGUCCUCCAAAUUAUGCCCUGCCUAAUGACAAUGGUGGGUGGUGUAAUCCACCCAGACCACAUUUUGACAUGGCCCAACCUGCUUUUGAAAUGAUUGGCAUUUGGAAGGCAGGGAUUGUGCCUGUCAAAUACAGAAGAGUCCCUUGUGUGAAGGAGGGAGGGAUCAGGUUUACUGUUAAUGGGAACUAUUACUUUUAUCUGAUCCUGAUAACAAAUGUGGGUGGAAAUGGAGAUGUGGUGGGUGUGAAGGUAAAGGGGUCUAAUACUGAUUGGUUUCCUUUAACAAGGAAUUGGGGACAAAACUGGCAAUGCACAACCAAUUUGAAGGGGCAGCCCCUGUCUUUUCAAAUUACAACCAGCAAUGGGCAGAGCAUUACUUCUUAUAAUGUUGCUCCUUCUAAUUGGGACUUUGGCCAGACCUUUGAAGGAAAUCAGUUCUAAAGCUCAUGGCAUGCUCUUAAAAAGGCUUGUGAAAACCCUCAUCGGUUUGAAAGCAUAUAUAUUAUAAGUAUAUACAUAUGUACAUGUGACUGCAGCAGAGGUGUGUCUAAUGCAGCCACCCGCUCAUAUACCCUUUCUGCAUAUAAAAAUACUAAGCUUGAUGUGCUGAGAGCUCUUUAAAUAAUAUAUCUAUGGAUUCUACAUAAACCUUUUAUGUUCAUUUUAAAA
Messenger RNA from Cryptomeria japonica (Japanese cedar), 1216 nucleotides. RefSeq names its product expansin-A2. The transcript is spliced from 3 exons. The record is from RefSeq and is a predicted model, not a curated record. Gene Ontology annotation, cellular component: extracellular region. Lineage: Eukaryota; Viridiplantae; Streptophyta; Pinopsida; Cupressales; Cupressaceae. Bases 206 to 988 code for a protein of 260 amino acids. Gene Ontology annotation, biological process: plant-type cell wall organization.